AGCGGCGUUACGCUUGCAACUCGCGUCCAACAGAGUCCUGUCACUUAGUAAGCGGCAGUGCGCGGCAUCGCGCGUGGCAGGCGCCAGGCGGAGCACGGCCACCUGCUCAUGUGACAACACGGAGCGGAGCUAGGCGGGCGCGUCUCGUGCUAGUGGCAGGAUGCGGUGGCGCGCGCGCUCCACCACCUCGCGCGCCAAGGAGCGCGCGAACAUAAGCUUCUUCAUCUUCAUCAUGUUCUUCGCGGUAUUCGGAGUGAUCGUGCUUACGGAACUGCUGCUACUGGAGCGCCCGCCACUCGCCUCUUCCAGGUCCCGAUAUAGCGACGACGUGCAGGGAUGGGAAGCCAAAGGUGAUUCAGGCGCUGACGGCACGGAUCCACCGCCACCAGCGCACGCGCCGCUCGACGCUGUCUGGCAGCCAGUCGCCGGCACUCGGUUCAAAUUCUUCGUAUACUCCGCAUAUAUGGAGCGACGGACGGUGGGCGCGGUGCGGAUCAUAGCGGCGACCAAAACACGCGGAGCUGACACCGUGGUCUGUCGCUUGUGGCUGCUGGACAACCGUACGAUUACUGUCAAGGCUAGAGUUAAGCCUAUACGCGAAAAUUGGAACCUCAAAUAUAGUGCGACGUACGUGCUAUGUAGCCUGAGGGACACUGGCGUGAAACCCCAGGAGACUGUUGGUGCGGCAGUGGCGGUGAUGGCUAGCGCGCACACGCAUAGCGCGCCCACCAACCUACUGCCAGUGCUCGACACCACGCCCAAGAGUGGCAUAGAGGAAAACCUACACGUCUGUGUAAAACCAUUCCACUACUCGUACGCCAGGGACGACUGGCUGGUGGAGUGGUUCGAGCUGAACCGUCUACUGGGGGCGAGCCACUUCUACAUGUACAAUGGCUCACUGAGCGCUCCCGUAGCGUGCCUGUUAGAACACUACCGGCGAGAGGGUCUCGUCACGCUCUUACAGUGGAAACUGCCGAUAGUUUCUAAAGUAGAAAUAAGGACGGAGGGUCAAUUCGCAGCGUUUAACGACUGCCUGUACCGCUCCAUGUCCACGGCGGGCUGGCUGCUGGUGAUCGACGUGGACGAGGCGGUGCUGCCGCGCCGCGAGCGCACGCUGCCUGCACUACUCACUGCGCUGCGUGCCUCAUACAAUACGCCGGCGAAGGCGCCCUCAGCGUUCAUUUUUAGGAACGCCUUCUUUUACUUGCGGUGGGAGGACGACGCCGACGCGCCGACGCCGCUGCUGACGUCGCGGAAGACCCGGCGCUGGGCCGCGCCGCACGCGCUCAAGCACCGCAGCAAGUACGCCGUGCGGCCCAGCGACGCUAUCGAGCUCGGCAACCACUUCCUCUGGGAGAUGGCUCCGGGUGCUAGCGCUGUUGGGGUCGCCACUGACCGCGCGUUGCUACAUCACUAUCGGAUGGCAUGCGAAUUCGGAGGUAUGCAGUGCAUCAUGGUGCCAUCCACAAUCGACCGCACUGCCCACCGGUGGGCAGAAGAGUUGAUGGCGCGAGUUACUACGGUAAAGCAAAAACUAGACAAGAUCUGCCUAGCGUAGGCAACGGUGCAAGGCUGUCUGGGAACUGGUGGAAAACUGAUGUGCCGCUGGAAAGUUUCCGAAAUUGCGAAAUUUCUGCAAGAGAAAUUUCCGAAACUUCUCUUAUUUUUGUAUGGUGAUUGAAAACUCCUUAUUUAAAAGAAAUGUUACAUUUCACAUUUCACUUAAUGAGUAGGUGGUUUACAAAUACAAACAACCACAACACUUAUACACCACAAUACAUUUUACGGUACUUAUUUUUAAGAGAACUUGAGACACCCGGUUUACUUGCACUCUCCAAAUAGGUAUUGGUAGUAAGUACAUACUGAUACUAACCGAAGGGAGGAAGAGAUAGAUCUGCGAAUCCAAAACGCCCUAAGAUGCUCGGCAGCGCUCCAUCGAGUUUUAGUGUCCAAGCUGAUCAGUAGACCGACCAAAAUUCGAGUCUACAAGACUGUAAUUAGGCCAGUUUUGAUGUAUGGAUUUGAAGCUUGGACGCUGACUCAGAAAGAAGAGAACAAGCUCUUAGUGGCGGAGAGGAAAAACUGGCGAAAGAUUCUGGGGCCUAUCAGAGAAGAUGGAACCUGGAGGCGCAGGAAUAAUAGGGAGCUAGAGGAGCUGGUUGCGGUGCCUAAUAUAAUUGGCAAAAUCAAAGCCACACGACUCCGCUGGCUUGGUCACCUGGAGAGGAUGGGAGGGGAUCGUGCUGUGAGAAGAGCGUAUGUGGGGCACCCGGGCGGAAAGCGUCCCAGAUACCGCUGGAGUGACGAAGCCCUAAAAGACUUGUCCGCCCUCGGAAUACCCAACUGGCGUGAAGUGGCGCAGAAUAGGGCAGAGUGGCGCUCUCUUGUGUCGGAGGCCAAGAUCCUUUUUGGGUCACUGAGCCAGUGAAGUAAGUAAGUAAGUACAUAACUUUUUCUAAUAAUUAACGUAAAAAUUGUAUUGUGCCAAAAAAUUGUAAAAGGAAAAGUCGCAGUAGGCGAUAAUACAAAAUCGGAAAUUUAUUAAACAUGGCUAUUUAUAUAUUUAGGUAACACGCGGAGUCCAUCGUCCAUCGGUUCAAGGGCCACAGGGUCCGGGGUUGCUCAAGUAAACAGUAAUUCCAUCAAUUGCUUUAAGCUUACAAGAUUUUUAAACAGUUACGGGUAUCAAAUUAUCCGCUAUAUUUUCUUUAUUUGUUUUUAUAAGUUAGGUAGUAUCGACCUUUUUAAAAGUAAUUUGUAUUUUUCAUCACCUUCAUUCUUUUUUAAAGAGGUUUACAAUUCUUUAUGCAUUAUCCCCGAUUUUCGAAGAUGGCGGGGAUGGUGGAACCGUUUUACUUUAUGCAAUGUGAACAUAUAAAUUAUUAUAAAUGCUUUAUGCAAGUAGGUAACUUUAUUAAGCAAAGUAUGCUAACAUGUUUAUAUUGACGGAUUUUAACAAAUUUUGCCGGUUCCAAUAAUGGUUUUUUAAAUGACAUGCAAAUGGUAUUAAAAACACUCAGACCUGAAGGUACGUACCUGGAGUCAAAUAUUAGAUGUUUUUCGCUUUAUUGUAACGGACGAAGGUACAAAAGUUCGAAUAUGAAGUAAAGAUAACUCCAUCCAUCGCUGUUGUAUUAAACGUUAUCUGAAGACAUCCGACCAAGUACAUGUUAUUGCGCGUACGUUCCUGAAAACCCUCAUUUAUUAGUCGGUCGGUCGGUCGAUAUUCACAGAAAGUAGCCCGUUCAUUAUAAUAAUUCAUCUUAUAUAGAAACGAUUCUAGUCGUUCACAUGUAAAAUAAACUAAUAAUUUGUAGGUAAACUGUUAAAAUGGUCGUAUAACCCAUUCUCGUAGUUGUUCUAAUGGGCUUAAUGAAAUUAGGCCAUAAUAAGUAAGUACAUGUACAAAAUGCAUGAUCUAACUCGUGAACUGAAAUUUGUAUUCGUUUAAAUUAAUUAUUAGAAAAACUGUAGUUACAUCAGGCCUCGUAGGUAUAAUUAAUGCCCCAAAUAAGUUUCAUAACUAUAUACAUUAAAAAAAUAUAUUAAAGAGGACCAGCUUUUAAACAAAUUUGUUUUUUUUUUUUCAAAUGUACCUUGAAUGUAAUGUUGAUGAAUGUUGGCGUCAGCCUAAUAUUUAAUUUUUUGUAUUUGCUCAACAAGCAUUCUAACGAUAUCGGAGGACGUUAUAACUUAUAAGAUUAACUUGUGUAAAGGUGUGUCUACACACCAGUGUACAGCCAGCUGUACGGAUGCUUGAUGUCCUGCUUAAAGACUUCUGGUGCUUUUGGCCACUUUAUGAAUGGAUUUAAUCAUAAUGUGUUCAUGCAAUUUUGCAGCUUGCUGUACCUUCAUCUCACGUCUUCAAGUCGGCUUUUUUUUAAGUGCAAAUGACUACCACGGUUGUGUAUGCAACUUUAGAACUUAUAAUAUGCUAUUUCGCUUAGGGCAUGCAUUCCAAAAAAACUUGUCAGCUAUGUGUGAAGUGCGUGGUAGUGGAAAUACAAGCGAUAACGUCCGGCGGCACUAUGUAGUUUCAUGAAACAUCUUCGUAUUAUUUGAAAGCUAUCAACUGUCCGAUAACAAAUGUGCCCCAUAAGUAGAAGCACUACAGUCAUAUACAGGCACAAAUUUCUCAAACGGUAUUAGUCUAAUAUUAUUAGUGUGUUGGCAUGGUAACCCAUAGUCCCAUACGACUUGAGAGUUCGUGGACUAAUAAUAUUAUGGCCUAUUAUUACCAUCCGAGAAAUGGGCCACAGAACUACAACGCGAUUUGAACGGAGAUCCUUUAAGUACCUGCCUGUCUCCUAGAUUGUGCGUUCCUACAACUACAUCUGGUAGUAUAUGUUGGUUACAGUAGCAUUGCUUUAUGAAAAAAAUGUCUAACGUAACAUGCAAUUACCAUCUACCAUGGUUUAACAAUCAGUCUAUGAUUAAGAUAAAAAAGUUAAAACAUUUGGAUUAUAAUUUUUGAUUUAAUUUGUUAUUAUUAUCAUUUACGAUUGACAUACCUGCUGUAUUUAAAGAAUUAAACAAUAAUGGAUGUUGUGAUGUAGAUUCAUUUACCUAUUCUCAAAUAAAUAAAUAGUUAUAUAAUUGUAUAUCACUACACUUUAUAAAGCAAAGUCCCCCGCCGCCGCCGCGUCUGUCUGUCUGUGAGUCUCAAAAGCUGUUUUCACUUAUCAAUAAAGUGAUUAUUGAGGAAGGUUUAGGUAUAUAAUUUGUUAAGGUUUUGUGUAACCCGUGCGAAGCCGGGGCGGAUCGCUAGUAGGUAAUAAUCAUACCGUGUCUUCAGAAUUCAUUCGAAAAUGUUUCGUCUGUUAGGUUUUUCACUAAUCACGAGGCUUACCAUAGAUCUUGUAAAUAUUGUAUUUAGCCGUCAAAAUACAUAAGGCACGUUUUAUAUACUGAAACCUAUUAUUAUAGUAUCUACUAUGAAAUGAUGUUUAGCUGCUAUUGCUCUUUGUUAGAUCAUUAACAUUAGGUAUAUGUGACAUUAGAGUACCUGUGUAUAAUGUUUACCAUGCGACAAUAUCUAAUGACCUAUUGGAAUGAAAUCCCCUUAUUAUGUAUUAAAUAAAUAUAGCAAUAUCAAUGCUACAGUCUAACCGUUUCCAAAGAUACGAUUUUAAAUUAUCAAUUGAUAAAACGGUGGAAAUUACUGUUUUGCCUUAUUUAAAUUAAUAUCACAGUAAUUCAACAUGAUUCUGGUGUAUAAAAUGAUAAACUGGAUACCUAUAUUAAACGAAUUAUUUCGCGUAGGUAUAUAUUGAAUUUGAAAUAUCUAUGUACCUACAUAGGGUCUCAAAUGUCGGGAUGUACUAUACUAUGUACAUCCCGACAUUUGAGAAAUUUCCAGAAUUUGUGGUCACGGGGUAGAGUCUGCUAUCCCGUUAGCAGUCAUCCAUCUAACGUUCAUUACGUGCAUGAAAAUCUGUAUAAAUUAUUUUAAGACCAAUCAUAAUCAUAAUCAUUUAUUUGCACAUAAAAAGGGAAAAUGAAAUUAUAUUUUUCAUUUUUAGUUUUAAAUUGAUGAUUUUGUUUCUUUAAAUCUAUUAAUAAAAUAAUUAAGGUAUUAUUUUGCAGGGAGCGAAGUAUAUACUUAUUAUAUGAUACUUAUACAGUUGGGUCUAGCAUCCACCAGAGCUGAGCCAGAUAGCGAGGAAAAUCUACCACAACCAGUGCAUACGCCAAGAAAAACGCACGCACCAAGAAUGCUUCCUCGCAUUGCUGCAUAAUCUCGCACAGCUUUGGUGGAUGUUCAUCCUUAAAAUAAAUGACAUCGAUACCUGUUAUUUAAGACCUCGUGGUUUGGACUAUUUGCUCACCUAUUCAAUUGUCUACAUUCCUGUAGAUUUAAGAAGUUGGGCUGUACUAUUAAAACAUAUCAUAUAACUAUUUUACAUAUUAUUAUCCUAUGUUUAAAACUGCUUUAAAACUUUCACAUUGAAGGCUUUCACAGUCCAUGGACUAAAUGAAGUAUGAUUUAAUGGGGGUAUCCUGAAACGUUUUUUAAUUUCAUAACCGAACCAUUUAAGUCAGUCGGUUUGUCAGACACUUCCGGGGUGGUUUUCUAUUUCAUUUUGACACACACAAUCAGUCGCACAGUAUUCGUUAAAAUGCUCUACCGCCGGUUUUUAUUAGGGUUCUGUACCCAAAGGGUAAAAACGAGACCCUAUUACUAAGACUUACUAAGUCCGUCUGUCUGUCUGUCACCAGGCUGUAUCUCAUGAACCGUGAUAGCUAGACAGUUGAAAUUCUCACAUAUGAUAUAUUUCUGUUGCCGCUAUCGGUAUAACAACAAAUACAAAAAAAUAAAUUUGCACGGAACCCUCGGUGGGCGAGUCCGACUCGUACUUGUCCGGUUUUUUGUUGGAAUAUUUUAUAAACUUUCUUAAACAACUUAAUUGGUAAUCACACAUUGUCAAGUUAAUAUUAUAUACUUAUUUACGAGUAUCUAUUGGGAAUUAGUUGCUUUUUUUUAACUGCAUCACGAAUGAUACUACUUUUCUAUGUACAGUAAGCUGCAAAAUUGCAUGGACACAUUAUGAAUGGAUUUAGUUUAUAAAGAAGUGGCCAUGAACUUUUGCAGCUCGCUAUAUAAUCAGCAUCAAUAGUAGCGGGUAGAACAUUGCGCCAAAAGUAACUGCCAAGCUCUCAUAGUUUUAGGUACAAAUAGAGAUCACUUUUUGUAGGUAAACCUAUUAGAAUAUCCACUGAAUGAUCCACUAUUUUUAAUGCUGACUGUACCAUAGUCUAACCAAGAUGUAAAUUGUACAUCGACACGAAUCGACCCCAAACGAAAAGAAAAAUGUAUCGGGAUCACAGAUGCUACGAAAAGUCACGUGACUAUUUCCAUACAUUAUUUAAGAGUCCCCGGCAAGCUCUGUUCUCCAUACAAACGUAGUUACGCUCUCAUUUUAAAACGACUAGCUAGAUUACUCUGAAACUUUGUACAUACAAUAGGAUAAGGUAUAUCUAGGUCUGUAAUUAGUUUAUUUAGCUUCAGAUAACAUAGUUAAAAAAAUACAGCGAAUUUAAGUUUUUCAUACCAAACUUGUUUUUACUCUAUUUCGUUUGUUUUAUAUACUAGAGCUAUAUAAACUAAUUACAGAACUAGAUAUACCUAAUGUCGUUGUAUGUGCAAAGUUUCAGUACAAUCCAACACGUAGUUUUAAAACGAGAACGUAACUCCGUUUGUAUGGGAAGGUGAAACUCGGCCGAGCUUGCCGGGGACUUAAGUUUCGAUGGACGUUUUCUAUCAACGAUUGUAAUGUUGGCUAGACCCCAGGUAUAGUUAACGCUAUCUCUACUGAGCUCGUUCACUUACCUGUACUAACAAUGGCAUUCUGUUAAACAAAAGCCAUUAUUUCUUUUGUGUGAGCGCGUGGCCUUUGUGUCUGAGGCUCACACACAAUUGGCCACGCGCGCAGGCACAAAGGCCACGCGCUCACACAAAAGAAAUAAUGGCUUUUGUUUAGCAGAAUGCCAUUGUUAGUACAGGUAAGUGAACGAGCUCAGUAGAGAUAGCGUUAACUAUAUAUCACGCAGCGUUAGUAGCGAAAGUAGAUAUCAACGCAUAGUCAAUACUUUGUUGGGUUUGAUACUAUUACUCUUAAGAAAAGUAAACCGAAAGAAGUAGAUACACACAUAAUGUUAGCCCAAUUACUAUAGUCAUGAAAAUAUAUUUUGAACAUGAAUCAUUUUAUUUUACUUUAGAUUAUACUUUCGGUCUCGACUUAUUAUAUUGUUGAUGUUAACCACGAGAAGCUAAACAGCGUUUGAUAAGACACCAAACGAAGAUUUAGUGGCAAAAAAUAUUCUGUGUCUAUAUUUUUAUCUGUGAUGUCUAUUUUAGAGAAGGGUUGUAUUGGAGUCAAGGAAUAUCGGAUUUGUUAGCCGAAUAUUUAUAAAGGUCUUUUUUAAUAAAGAAUAAUAUUGACUAGAA
Cydia strobilella is the source of this 7948-nucleotide messenger RNA. RefSeq lists its product as uncharacterized. Gene Ontology annotation, molecular function: glycosyltransferase activity. Gene Ontology annotation, cellular component: cytoplasm. The record is from RefSeq and is a predicted model, not a curated record. The transcript is spliced from 8 exons. Bases 161 to 1558 code for a protein of 465 amino acids. NCBI's taxonomy places the organism in Eukaryota, Metazoa, Arthropoda, Insecta, Lepidoptera, Tortricidae.